AUGUCGAAAAAUACAACCAACCUCAACUCACGCAACUUUGCAAUGCCGCCUGUGCGGCUUCCACCAAAAGCCCGAAGAGGCUUGAUGCCGCUCGAUCAUCGACCCCAGCCGAUAGCAACAACAUCGGCGAAACCAAGUACCUCGUCGUAUCGAGCACCUGUUGCUGUUCGGUCGAGCAAACGCAAGGAUGAAUCGUCCUCAGCCGCCCUCAUGGAUCUGGACAACACCCUUUUCAACGAUGUCGAUUUGGAUAGCAUCCAAAAGCAGAUCGAAUCCCCUCCGUCCGUUCGCCUUUCCACCGCAAACCCCAAACAAGGAUCUCCGUCGAUUAUGGCUUCCCGCAUCAACCGUAGCCAGGCGAAGACACCCUUGGGCCCGAAAAGGGGACAUUCACUAGGAGAAUCCAGCCCAAAUGUUGCGUCCAGCACUCUGAAGCGACGGAAAUCCGGUGGGACGCCAAUGUACGUCCUUCAGAUGACUAUGCCGGACCAACCGCCAGAAGAAAAGCACUACGAGAAUCCACCGAGCCAAACCAUGAAAGACAGCGGCUGUUCGGACCAUAUGUUUGCGCCGAGAUUCGACGAAGACGAGCACCUGAUGUCGGAGAUGCUCCCGUGCGGUCAGCCCACGAGCACCGAGCAGCUGAUCCGGGAUAAGCUGCGUAAGAUCGAAACUCUCCGGGUUGGUUCGCAGUUACAGGGCCAGGUGAAAGACGACGCAGGAUUCGAGGUGUACACGAACCGCACCAUCUGCACCCAGUACAUGCGGCUCGACCAGACCGUGAUGGAGGCGAAUUCGGAGAAGAUCGAUCAGAUCCGAGCCUCCCAGCUGGAGAGCGACCCGGAAGGGCGUAUUUGGCAAUGUGUGCGCUCCCAGUCCGACGGUAAGGAGAACCUACCACAGGCGCACCAGGACCCAGUGAGUGAACUGGAGCGCGUAUUUGCGAAUUGCGAACAAACGCUGUUCGACAUGACGAACUUAUUUGCCGAUGAAUCAUCACCGGUUCGGAUGCAAUCGAGCUUGGCAGCUAUUAACUGGGACGAGGAGGUCCCGUUGCCAGAGCCUGUUCCCGCGGCGGUUCCGCCUCGUGUCACGUCGCUCUUCCUCGAUAAGGGGCCGUUUUUCGGAUUGCCCGCUACUGCUCAGCGUAUUUUGCGAGACUUCCGUGGCAUCAAGGACCUGUACGAUUGGCAGCGUGAGUGCCUCCUUCUUCCCGCCAUCCAGGAGCGGCGCAAUCUCAUCUACGCACUUCCCACCAGUGGUGGCAAAACGCUCGUGGCCGAGGUUCUGAUGCUGCGCGAAGUGCUGUGCCGGUUGAGAAACGUUAUUUUUGUCGUGCCGUACGUUUCCCUGGCACAGGAGAAGAUGAUCGCACUCAGCCCGUUCGCGCUCGAGCUGCAGUUCCUGCUGGAGGAGUACAGCGGUGGAAAGGGGCAGUGUCCACCGCGCCGGCGUCGCAAGAAGAACGCGAUAUUCGUGUGCACAAUCGAGAAAUCACUGCUGCUGUUGGAUUCCCUGGUGCAGGAAGGACGAGCAAACGAGAUCGGGCUGGUCGUGAUCGACGAACUGCACAUGAUAGGUGAACCACGCCGUGGUGCCAAUCUGGAGAUGCUGAUUACCAAAGUGCAGGUGUUGCGCGCCGGCAUCCAGAUCGUGGGCAUGAGCGCCACGAUCGGCAACCUGAACGAGGUUGCCCGAUUCAUGAUGGCGGAUGUGUACUGCCGCAACUUCCGGCCCGUCGAGCUGAAGGAGUACGUCAAGUGCGAGAAGGACAUGUACGAGGUGCGCGAUCAGAACCACGUGGAGCGCUCGGCGGACGUGUUCGGUGCGAAGCGUCCGGUAGAGUUUACGGACGACUGUUCGGACGAGCUGCGGCGGAUCGAUUCCGACCACGUGGUGCGGCUCGUGAUGCAGGUCAUACCGGAGAGCUCCUGUUUGGUGUUUUGCGGCACGAAGAGCAUGUGCGAGGGUUUGUGCGCGUUGUUGGCGCAAUAUCUGCCCGCCCGGUUCGCGGAACACCGUGCCGAGGAGCGCGAGCAGCUCGUGCACAUGAUGCAGUUAGAAGGAUCGGUCGCGCCUAUCCUGCAGAAAGGGAUACGCGUCGGAGCCGCCUAUCACCACGCCGGGUUGACGCACGACGAGCGGCGCAGUAUCGAGGACGCGUACCGUUCAGGUGUCAUCUCGGUGAUCGCUUGCACCUCGACGUUGGCUGCAGGAGUCAAUUUGCCGGCUCGCCGUGUCAUCAUCCGUUCGCCGUAUAUGGGUGGAAAUUUUCUCACGCUCAGCCGCUACAAGCAGAUGGUUGGGCGGGCAGGUCGGGCCGGUUUCGGGGAAACCGGUGAUUCGAUCCUGAUCUGUCCUCAGCGUGACAUUUCUCGGGUGUGUGAGAUGCUUUGCUCACCGAUGGACAUCGCCGAAUCGGCACUGAUCGCGGAUGAUCGGACGCAGUUUAAGUCGCUGUUGCUGAGUGCGAUUGGGUUGGAGGUGUGCACGACACGGAACGCACUACAAGCACUCGUCCAGAGUACGCUGCUUGCGCAACAGGCGCAACGUCGAUCGUUCGAUCUAGAAUCCAUCACAGACCAAACGAUCGUGGAUUUGUACCAAGGCAACGCGAUCAAGGCACGGAUUGAUAGCUGUCUGCGCAAUCCGCCCAACAUGCUGGUGCAGAUCGGUCCCGAUUCGAGUUCCCCGCAGAAGACUUCCACCACACCUCAUCAGUCCUCUGCUGAUCCUUCAGCCACGCGUGCCUUCAUUCGCGUCCACAAAUCACCGUCCCAUCCGGGGAAGGUGGUCAAAACCAUCGAGCGUACGAGCCUGCUGGAGGUGAACCGGCUCGGUAAAGCAGCGAUUCGAGCCGGGUUCGACAUGGAGCGAGCCGUGCGGUACUACGACGAGAUGAAAACCCUCGGCGAACGGUUGUGCGUGCUGGACGAGUACGAUCUGCUGCACCUGAUCGUGCUCGAAGAGGGCAACGAAGUCCGACAUAACAUGGACAUGAUCAUCGACGUGGUGCAUCGCCUGUCGAGCGAAAAGUUGCUGAUCGCCGAGCGGUUCGGCAUCGACAACGGGACGAUUAGCAAGAUCUUCUCCCGUCGCUUUAUAGCCGAUGUACCGAUGGCGAAGGUGAACCGGUUCGUCCGCGUGUUGAUAGUUCACGAGCUAUGGCGUCAGACGCCCGUACAUGAGGUGGCGCAACAGUACCACGCGAAGGCUGGCGCGUUGCAGUCCCUUAUGACUAACACUGCCGGGACGGCGUAUAGUUUGUUACGCAUGAGCGAAGAACUCCCGGAGAUGUGGGCCUUUAAGCAUCUCCUGACGGGCAUGACGGAACGACUCUCACAAUACAGCAAGCUUGAGCUGCAACCGUUGUUAGAACUGCCAUUAGUGAAGUUGGGACGAGCUCGACAACUGUUUCGUGCCGGUUACACCACACUAGCAUCGAUUGCGCGUGCCACGUCGAAGGAACUGGUCGAGUCCAUCGAGCACCUGAACUACCGGACGGCGCGCCAGCUAAUACUGUGUGCGAAGGCUAAACUAAUGGACGAAGUGGAUGCUCUACGUGACCAGGCGGAGGAGUACCUUUCUCAGCUCAAACGCUAG
This is a messenger RNA of Anopheles nili, 3603 nucleotides long. It is a transcript of the gene mus301, whose product is annotated as helicase POLQ-like. The record is from RefSeq and is a predicted model, not a curated record. Lineage: Eukaryota; Metazoa; Arthropoda; Insecta; Diptera; Culicidae. The transcript has 4 exons. Gene Ontology annotation, molecular function: nucleic acid binding; ATP binding. Bases 1 to 3603 code for a protein of 1200 amino acids.